Setaria italica (foxtail millet) is the source of this 1117-nucleotide messenger RNA. Its product is annotated as ascorbate-specific transmembrane electron transporter 2. Bases 193 to 897 code for a protein of 234 amino acids. The record is from RefSeq and is a predicted model, not a curated record. Lineage: Eukaryota; Viridiplantae; Streptophyta; Magnoliopsida; Poales; Poaceae. The transcript is spliced from 4 exons. Gene Ontology annotation, molecular function: oxidoreductase activity.
AAUAUCCCCAAGGUUCGUGCCAUUUAUAGGGGACGGAGCGGGGGCACCACGCUCCCGCAUUCUUCUCCCUCCACUCAUCGCGUCCCCGUUGCCGUUGGCACGCAGCAGCAGCGCGGGGAGGCCACCGCGUGCAGGGAACACGGAACAAGGGGCCGCGAGGAAGAGGGGAAGGAAGAAAAGGGUCGGGGAGCGAUGGCGCUGGGCGUGCGGGCGGCGCCCUUCACGUACGUGGCGCACGUGCUGGCCGUCGCGGCGGCGGCCAUGGUGCUGGUCUGGGCCAUCCACUUCCGCGGCGGGCUCGCCAUCGAGGCCACCAACAAGAACCUCAUCUUCAACGUUCAUCCUGUUCUCAUGCUGAUUGGAUAUAUUAUUAUCGGCAGUGAAGCUAUAAUGGUAUACAAGGCAUUUCCAACGUUGAACCAUGACACGGCUAAGCUGAUCCAUCUAAUUCUCCAUGGGAUUGCGCUUGUCCUUGGUGCGGUUGGAAUAUACUUUGCUUUCAAAAAUCACAAUGAAAGUGGGAUCGCCAAUCUUUACAGUCUGCACUCUUGGAUUGGGAUCGGAACGAUUAUUUUAUAUGGUAUUCAGUGGAUAUUCGGAUUCGUUACAUUCUUCUUCCCUGGUGCUGCACCAAACUUGAGGAAGAGCGUCCUUCCUUGGCACAUACUAUUUGGGCUCUUUGUCUACAUCUUAGCGCUGGCUAACGCAUCACUCGGCUUUCUGGAGAAGCUCACUUUCCUGGAGAGCGGAGGCCUCGACAAGUAUGGUACAGAGGCAUUCUUGGUGAACUUCACAGCACUGGUUGUCGUGCUGUUUGGUGCUUCUGUCGUGGUAGCUGCUAUAGCUCCGGCUCGCCUGGAAGAACCACAGGGUUAUGCUCCAAUCCCAGAAAGUUAGUUCGAAUGAAGUGUACAGAAGAUACAAAUGACAGGAUUGGGCAUUACCAUAGGGAUGUGUCUCGUUAUUAAAAGAAGAGAAGGUACUGGAAUUGUCACAAUAAGAAGAUAUUGCAUCUUCAUUGUGUGUGUAUAUACAUUAUGGUACUUCAAACUUUCAGUAUAUUAAUAUAUGCAAGACUGAAUAUCCUGUUUGAUAAAUAUACUCUCUCUAUUGUUUU